AUGAAAUUGGAAGAGGAGAAAAUGGAAUUGGAAGAAGAGAUCCGGAGACUACGAGAGGAGGUCCGACGCGCUCGAGAAGAUGAAAACCACAAGGAGGCGCGAACGGAAUCGGGAGCAGAGGUCCAGUCGAAGAUCCUGGAGAGCUGCGCUCGAGAAAAACAAAAAGACAAAAUCAUUUUUAAAUUGGAAGCAGAGGUCCAAUUAUUAAGAAUGGAGAGCCAAGCUCGAGACAAAACAAUUUCCAGACUCAGAGGCAUAUGUUCUCAGCUUCAGGACAGCCUGAAAACCCAGCAAUCGGUCAAUGAAUCUCUGCAAAAUCAGAUAGAGAAAUUCGUUUAUCGGAAUGUAAGCUCAGAAGCAAAUGCUCAAAUGAAUGCCAUGGGUUUAAACAGCACUCUACCCAGUCCGAAUAGGGUGGGGGGAGGUGAAGCGACGGUCAUUUUGAAGUCGGCUCUUCACUUUAUCCUUACUCCAUUAUCUAUGCGUCCUACUCCAAAUACACUUACGCGUGUGGUCGUGGUCCGGCAAGAACGUUUGUUCUAUACUCAGAUAUGUCAAAAGAUAAGUUUGUCGCUUGGUGGUGAAGCCGAAUCGAGGAAGGAGCAAAAGAUUAAUUAG
Talaromyces stipitatus ATCC 10500 is the source of this 618-nucleotide messenger RNA. RefSeq lists its product as uncharacterized. Lineage: Eukaryota; Fungi; Ascomycota; Eurotiomycetes; Eurotiales; Trichocomaceae. The coding region runs from base 1 to 618 and encodes 205 amino acids. The transcript has 2 exons. The record is from RefSeq and is a predicted model, not a curated record.